AUGUUCGGAGAAGUCCCGGAAAUCUGGAAAGAGUCUAUCAUCACAGCUAUUCCUAAAACUCCGCAUGCAAACGUGGUCUCCUCUUCCCGCCCUAUCAGUUUUACUUCACCAGUGGCUAAGGUCCUGGAAAAACUAGUACCUGAUAAACUUGCAACUCACUUCCGCAAAAACAUGUUAAUACCUUUGGAACAACAUGGAUUUGUGGAAGGCGCUUCUGCAAGUACGCUGAUGGCUGAUUGCUAG
Messenger RNA from Haemonchus placei, 243 nucleotides. The record is from the annotation of a GenBank genome assembly. Lineage: Eukaryota; Metazoa; Nematoda; Chromadorea; Rhabditida; Trichostrongylidae.